UAUCAUUUUGUUACAGAUUAUUAUUCUAUUCCAAAAUAUCCAAUCAUUGAGUAUAAAUAACAACUUCAAAGUCAUGGAAGUGAAGCUUUAUUAAUCAAAAAUGGUCGAUGGUUGAUGCAGGAUUAAUAUAAUUGAUCUUGGAUGUACUAAAGCUAUAUCAGACUUGAUAUUAUAUUGAAUUCUAUAAAUACGUUUCAAUUGUAAAGAUUUCUUCAACAUGAGACGAAAUAAUAAACUUAUAUUAGUGGUUGGUGUCAUGUGGUUGACUGGAACUAUUUAUUACAUGAAAUCACCAACGUCAGAAGAUCAAAAAGAGAUUCGUGGAUGGAGUGAUGAUGAUGAUGCUCAUGUCAAGAGCGAUUCAAAUCGACAACCUUUACAUUGGAAUAAUGCAGAUGCCAAUGCAAAUGAAAAAGACAACAAAAUACAUUUCAAUUCAAUAACUUUCGACAAUCAUAAUAAAAAUGGUCCUAUUAUGGACAAGCUAAUGCAAAACAAGAAUUCUAAUCAAGUGCCGCUUGUUAACAUUUUUGAGUUUCAUGCUACACAAGCGCCUGAAACAAAUCUUGAACGAUCCUCGUUACAUGAUGGAGUUUCAUGGAAAAAUUUUGAUGGAGAAUCUUAUAUUGGUCCGAAACGUGUUAAAGCUGGAGGAGACAAAUACAAACGUAAUAAAUUUAAUCAAGAAGCAUCUGAUAAUAUACCAAUGGAUAGAAAAGUUCCAGAUACAAGGCAUGCUAGAUGUGAAAAGCAAACAUGGGACAUUUCAAAACUUCCGCAAACCAGUGUAAUCAUAACGUAUCAUAAUGAAGCAAGAUCCACACUUCUACGAACUGUUGUCAGUGUAUUGAACAACAGUCCAGCUGAACUUAUAAGAGAAAUAAUUUUAGUGGAUGAUUUCAGUGAUGAUCCUUCUGAUGGCGUAGAGAUGGAAAAAAUCGAAAAAGUUCAUGUUCUUCGUAACAAGAAAAGAGAAGGAUUGAUGAGGUCUCGAGUUCGAGGUGCUGAUUUUGCAACGGCUCCUGUUCUCACUUUUCUCGAUUCGCAUGUUGAGUGCAACAUAAAUUGGCUCGAACCUUUGUUAGAGCGAAUUGCUGACAAUAGCAAAGCUGUCGUCUGUCCCAUUAUUGAUGUUAUUAAUAUGGAUAAUUUUCAAUAUAUUGGUGCAAGUGCGGACUUGAAAGGAGGUUUUGACUGGAAUCUUGUAUUUAAGUGGGAUUACAUGACAGCUGAAGAGAGAAAGGCGAGAAGACAAAAUCCAGUUUCACCUAUUGCAACGCCGAUGAUAGCUGGUGGUCUAUUUUCAAUGGAUAAGAAUUACUUUAACGCACUUGGAAAAUAUGACUUAAAGAUGGAUGUGUGGGGAGGAGAGAAUUUGGAAAUUUCAUUCAGGGUAUGGCAGUGUGGAGGUCGGCUUGAAAUUAUACCUUGCAGUAGAGUCGGCCAUGUCUUUAGGAAACAACAUCCAUACACAUUCCCUGGUGGAAGUGGUAACGUUUUUACUCGAAACACACGCAGAGCUGCCGAAGUAUGGAUGGAUGAAUACAAAGAAUUUUAUUAUUCGGCCGUACCCUCAGCAAAAAUGGUAUCUUUUGGAAACAUUGAUGACAGAUUAGAAGUACGAAGAAAAAAUCAUUGCAAACCGUUCAAAUGGUAUCUAGAAAAUGUGUAUCCUGAAUUAAGGGUGCCAAACAAAGAAGCAGUUGCAUUCGGGGCAAUUAAACAAGAAUCUUCGGGAUCGUUGUGUAUGGAUACACUUGGAAGUUUAGAGGGAGGAAAAAUCGGCACUUAUGAAUGCCACGAUUCGGGUGGAAAUCAGGAAUUCUCACUGAACAAAAAAGAUCAAAUUAUGCAUUUGCAUUUAUGUUUUAUGGCGGUUGAUGGAUUAUCACAGGGCUCUGUCAUUAAAUUGAUGAAGUGCAAUGAGAAUUCAGCCCUACAGAAAUUUGAUAACAGCAACAGCGAAAUUCGAGUUAAAGGUCUCAACUUAUGCCUUGAUAGUCGUAAUGUUGAAGAAAAAGGAAUUACUUUAGCGAAGUGUUCAAACAGAUUAUCACAAUCUUGGUCAUUUACCAUGAACAAUCUACAAACCUGAUCUACUUCAUCAUAUCACCUUGUUCAACAACUUCCUAUGUGACCAAGUAAUUCUGCUGUGUUUGUAUUUUUUUCACCUAAAUUUAUUCUGAUGAUAAAUCGUGCUGGAAAUAUGUCGUAGAUAAUUUUUGUUCUAGUAUACUUCUGCUUCAUCUAAAUAUCUAGGAAAAAUGUUGAUUUUCACUGGGUUGUAAAACAAGCGCUUCUCACUCAGCUAGAUGUUAGCUUUUUAUUUUGCUUAUACUUUUCUGUUGUUUAUGCUUUGAGUAAACUCGCAUGUAAACCUAUUGCCUAACACCUUAUUUACUUAUGAUGUUGCAACUGCCGACAACUGUGAAAUUGGAGUUUCAUGUAUUACAAGUUUAUUAAGCAGUACAUUUUUUAUAAGGUUAAACUUUUCACAUGGGAAUAAUGCAGUUUCAUAAUUUUUUUCUUUAUAACAUUUAGCUUUGUAGAUUCUAUAGAAGCCAGUAGCCAGUCUAUUCUAUUAUGGGAUGAUCUUGAAUUUCGAUGUUUUUAAAUAGUGCACUUACAAUAUCAUUUGCUAUAUGAAGUAGAUAACUUGUGUUCGAAAAAAAACUUUAGUCUGAACAAAACCAAAAAACAUAGAUCUGUGUCGGCUUCGAUUAAAAAGUUUGCAGUUAUUUCUCUAAUAGUUUUAUUUUUUAAUACAAUCGAUACUAUUUUCAACCUACCGGUGUCUAUUUUUGUGGGGUGAUUUACGUUUUUUCUUUCAACAAAAAGCUACUGAAAUGUAUAAGAUUUUGGAAGUAUAAAAAUCACAUCGUGGAAUAGUACACAAAUUAGUAAAACUCGUUAUUGUAUGAGCUUGAAUAAAUCAUUUUAUCUAAUUUUUGUUGCAAUAAAUUAUUUAGUUUUUCAUUUCAAUGUAGUAGUUGAAAUUUUCAUGACUUCACUUGCCAAAUAUUAUAACUUCCAUUAUAAUCAUUUAAUAAUUUUUAUAAUUUGCUAACUGUCAUAAGAGUGGAUGUGAUUUUCAACUCCAUCAGAAAAUGUUAUUUGUGUUGUCGCAGGCCGGACAUGCCAUUUUGUGGCUUUAUUUCAGGCAAGACAACUUUUCAUGCUUGCCCAAUCGUGCAAUUUGUAUAUCUAGAUGUUAUAUAUAUUUUUAUUGGCAUUUUAAAACUUGUCUUUGAUUACGCCAGCCCAAUUAUAUAUGUUUGAUUAAAUUAAUUAUGCGUUCACACUCCCAAACCAUGUCGAAUUGAAAAUAGUUUUUGAUUGAUACUAUCCAUGUAAAAUGUUUGUUUUUAAUGGUUUGAAAUGAUAUAUUUAUUUUAUUUUAAAUAUUCAAGUUUAACAUAGUAUACCGCAUGUAGAAUUUGGUAUAAAGGUGCAUAAAUUGUUUUUAAACAAUAUAAAUUCAUCUUCUGGUUUGUAAAUUGGGAAAAAAAUGUAUAAUUGAGCUGUAACAACUUGAAACUAAAUUUGUCGAAAUUUUCAUAUCAAUGAUUAUAAUCACAUGCAACAGCUCUCAUCCUUGUACACACUGUGCUUUGCAAAGAAAAGCAGUACAAUGUUCGUUACUUUAGUGCAAAUAUUUAUUGUAUUGUUUUAUGAAAUUGUAGGCUCGCUUGAAUUAAUAUUUGGGGAAAGCUCAUUUGCCUGUCUGAUGUAUUGAAAAUAAUAAACAAAUAAUAUAUUGAAGAACUUA
Molecule: messenger RNA, 3769 nt
Organism: Styela clava
Lineage: Eukaryota; Metazoa; Chordata; Ascidiacea; Stolidobranchia; Styelidae
Product: polypeptide N-acetylgalactosaminyltransferase 2-like
Biological process (GO): protein O-linked glycosylation
Cellular component (GO): Golgi apparatus
Molecular function (GO): polypeptide N-acetylgalactosaminyltransferase activity
Source: RefSeq, a predicted model, not a curated record